This is a messenger RNA of Venturia canescens, 1014 nucleotides long. RefSeq names its product sentrin-specific protease 1-like. Gene Ontology annotation, biological process: proteolysis; protein desumoylation. Lineage: Eukaryota; Metazoa; Arthropoda; Insecta; Hymenoptera; Ichneumonidae. Gene Ontology annotation, cellular component: nucleus. Gene Ontology annotation, molecular function: deSUMOylase activity. Bases 1 to 1014 code for a protein of 337 amino acids. The record is from RefSeq and is a predicted model, not a curated record. The transcript has a single exon.
AUGCAGAGCGUCAAAACGCAGACCGCGUUUCCAACGAAAGAGAAGGGGGUGCAGACCGAAUGGGUCUUGCACAAAAUCGAAAUCGAGGAAUCUAGGAGACCGAACCGAGAUAUGCUUCUCAGGUACAUCUCUCGCAAAUGGUUCCUGAUCAGGCAAGAGAAUGAAUUUAGUGUGCCGGAGAUGCUUUCCCCGAUAAGGGAGGUAGAGGAUAAGGCGGAAGAAUGGAAAGGAUGGGGAGCAGGAGAAUUUGUGUGGGUCGAGGACGAAAAAGAGAACACACAAAACAACGACAGUAGCAACAUUGACAACAAGAGGAAAAGGACUGACGAUCAUGCAGAAAAACAAGUGAAGAGGAUCAAAGAAGAGAUAACGAAACAAGACAAAGAGAACGCGGUAAACGAAAACAAAAGGAAGAGCACUAACGACAAUGGAGAGAGACAAACAAAAAGGAUUAAGAUUAAACAAGAGGACCUCGAGAACCUAAGUGGGACAAAUUGGCUGAACGACGAAGUUAUAAACAACUACCUCGAGUUGAUUAGCAACAAGAACACAUACGCCAUGAGUUCGUUUUUCUUUCCGAGGCUCCAAGUCAACGGAUAUAGCGCCGUUAGACGUUGGACAAAAAAAGUUAACAUCUUCGAGUACCGCAAAGUGAUCAUCCCUAUUCACAUGGGCAAUCACUGGUGUCUUGCCGUGAUAGACAUCAUUUUCGGACAAAUUCGCUAUUAUGAUAGCCUUGGGGGUAGUCAACCCAGGUAUUUGGAUACCCUUUUGGAGUACUUGAAAGAGGAAGUAGAGGAGAAAGGCGUGAAGCCGAUAAGGAGAGAAGAUUGGUCCUUGGAAACCAAAAUGAAUAUCCCUCGACAAACAAAUGGGUAUGAUUGCGGGAUUUUCACCUGCAUGUUUGCCCGUUACGAAGCGAGGAAUAAAGAGUUUAAUUUCACCCAACGAGAUAUGCCUCAAAUCAGGACAAAAAUGAUCCGCGAAUUACAAAUGAGAUGCCUCGAAAACUAG